Molecule: messenger RNA, 2612 nt
Organism: Aspergillus alliaceus
Lineage: Eukaryota; Fungi; Ascomycota; Eurotiomycetes; Eurotiales; Aspergillaceae
Product: Zn(II)2Cys6 transcription factor domain-containing protein
Exons: 4
Coding region: 146-2335 (729 amino acids)
Biological process (GO): regulation of DNA-templated transcription
Cellular component (GO): nucleus
Molecular function (GO): transcription cis-regulatory region binding; zinc ion binding; DNA-binding transcription factor activity, RNA polymerase II-specific
Source: RefSeq, a predicted model, not a curated record
UCUCUAUCGCCUUGCGGACUAAGCUUAUUUACCGGCCUCUACCCCACUUAUGGUUUCGACUCCACAGACAACAUGGAAACUUGGGAAUCGAAGGAAAAGGCAUCUUGGAACUCCGACAAUGAGACACUAGGGAAGAAAAACGCACAUGGGGACAAACGACAGAGACAGGGUUCACUUCACAAUGGGUACGUUAAUGUUUGACAGUCCACAUUAUCAUUUCCCGCUAGAGCAACAUACGAACAGUUCACCCAUCAAUACACUACGGGCAUGUCAUUCAUGCCAUGUCUCCAAAGUGCGAUGUGACCAGCCAAACCCUGGUCUACCAUGUGUAAGAUGUCAGAAGGCAUGCAAGCCGUGCUUCCCGGUGGAGAAAUCGCGGAAUGACCAAAAGCAAUUGAACAAUCGCAUUAUGGAGAUUCAAUCGAAGAUCGAUAAGAUGAUAUCAACUGCAGUAUCCCAAGAAAGUGCCGGCGACAAAACUCGGUCCGUCGAGGGACCCUUCCGAGGUUGGCCAGUUGGUUCGUCCUCCAAUGUUCCCGGACAACAUAUUCGGGGUCCAUCAAUGGGGCCUGCGAUAUCACUACCCUCUACUGUCAGCUCCGGGGCUGUAGAUCUUAAAACCAACAUACGGUCCUUUCUGGACAAAGACAUCUCCCCAUAUCUCGAUGGCCCCACAAUGGAGAUCAUCUUCAACCGCUAUACCUCAAAUAUAGCUUCUACCUUUCCAGUUGUGGUCUUUCCAUCGGGUACUACGGCAGCCAAGGUCCGGAAAGACAACCCGAUUCUUCUCUUGGCAAUCCUUGACGUUGCGUCGUCGGGUUUCUGUGAGUUAGAGAUUCAGCGGAGACUCCGAAAGCUAAUCGUGCAGACGUAUGUUCAUUGCAUGCUCCGCAGCGAUCAAUACACUUUGGGCUUGCUGCAAGCGCUGAUCGUUUCUGCUACGUGGUAUCGGUCAAUCGAGCCUCUCGAGCCAGGGGAGCAGAUGGAUAUAUACCAAAUCGGCCACACCGCUGCUAACAUGGCUUUGAUCAUGGGCCUGGGGGACAAAUUGAACAAUGGGAGCAGGGAAUCGUCGGUGUUGGCCCAGAAAGGUCAGGGUGACCGGUACCAGAGUGCCCGGGCAGAGGCUCUAGAUGCUCGGAGAGUCUGGUUGGGGUGUCACUAUAUUUGUUCCAAUACAUCUAUGUCUCUGCGAGCCCCAAACGUCAUGAGAUGGACACACUGUAUGGACGAAUGCUUAGAAGAGCUGGAGACCUCUCCAGACGCAUUGCCUUCCGACAAAAUCUUGUGCUAUCACAUUCGGUUGCAGCAUAUCACCGAAGAAGCGUCGAUGCAACUCUCCCUUAAAGAUACAUCUACCUCUGUUUCAUUACGGGAUAUGCAGAUGCAAGCAUCACAUCGUCUUUUCCGGCGGCUACUUGCAGACUGGCGAAGUGGCAUCCUUGAUGACCAUUGGAACGGAACUUUAGAGCUCUCCUACCAUUUCUCAUUGUUAUACACCAACGAAGUAGCAUUCUGUGCUGCCCCUGGAAAUGCCACUUCCGAUGCCGAACUUGCAUCACCAAGUCAACCACCGACUGUUACUAUUCCGGCCGACAUUUUCAGCGAAUGCGUUAACACGGUAGAUCACUUGUUUUUAAUGUUCACUUCCUUGGACAUGUUUGCGAUUCGGGUUCUGCCAGCUAUGCACCUGAUCCGGAUGAUCUACACCGUGCUCAUCCUAGUCAAGCUUCAUUUUGCGGCUAUCGCCUCGUCGGACGAAGAUGCUCAGCUACAAGUAGAUCGACUUCAGGUCUCGAAGCGCUUAACUACCAUCAUACAGAUAUUCACAGGGUGGGGGCCACUCUGGCCUGCUACCAAAUUGACAACGGUCUUCCGUAGAAUCUGUUCGUGGUUUGAAGAUGACCAGACGAUGAAACGGGAGGGUUCGUCGCUCAACGUGUGGCGACUUGGUCCAACCUCUCAGAGUCCAGGCCUUAACCAACUGUGUUCCAAUCAUGAAUCAUUGCUGUUUCCCGGUUCAGGAGGCUGGUCAACAUCUACGGGUAUGGAAAACAUGCCCCUGUCAUUCGACUCUGCGCUAGAUAUCGGUGCUCCUGCAUUAAGUGAACCCGCCACCAAUUACUCGCUUCCUCCAAGCAAUAUGCCGACUUCCGUAUUCAACGAUAUCUCAGUUGGUGACGAUCUCGGCAUCGAUUUGAAUAUGAUGGAUGAGAAGAAUAGUGAUAACACCCUCGGCGUGGAUCUGGAGUUGAACCGGCUUCCCUUCAAUUUAAAUAGUCCGGAGAUGCCAUUCUGGAGCUACGCGGAUAACAAGUCCCGGAGAGACGACUAAUCUGAACACCACUGGCUCAAUGACAGUACUAACUCAAGCUAUCCCACAUACAAAUUUCAGAACUAGGAAUAACAACCAUCAAAGUCUUAAAACUCAUAGAUCAUGCAAACUACUAUAUCUCACCCUGUUUAAACCAUUCCUUGAGCAAUACCCAAAACCCCAAAUUACCACUUCUCUACAUAGGGCCUCAAAUCCAACUCAAAGCCCCACGUCGUCCGCGGCUGCGCAUGCAAAUGCCAAUACGACUCCGCAAUCUACUCCAAUCAGCACAACCCCC